CCGCUUGCAGCGGGAGGCGCCUGCUUCCUUCCUCGUCUCUGAUAGCAGGCACCAAAACCCCCCACCUGAAGCCAUGGCCAGCCCCCCAGGCAGCCCUGAAGAUGCAGGCAAGCUGCGAGGAGGCAGGGAGGGCCGGCAGAGAAGGGAGGACGAUGCUCCGGAGCAGAAGAGGUUGAGGCUGGGGCAGCGAGUGGGAAGCGAGCCCCAGGACGGAGACACCGCACCGCUUCCAACCCGGGACGGGCUCGCCUCCCACACAGGUGGUGAAGGCAGAAGUGAUCUGCCAUCUCUGCCUCCCAGCCUGGUUGAGAGUCAGGUUUUGGCGAGUCCUGUUGCUGGCCAAGCUGAGGAAACUGAUCAAGGACCUCAUGAAAGUGGGACUUGCGGUUCUCUUGAUCAAGCUCAGCAUUCAGAAGAGAGGAGUAACUCUGGGUGCCAUUCUGAAGGCUCUGUGAGCCCCAGGGAAGCACUUGUUUCCACAUCCCAACCCUGGAAUUACAAGCAUGCGCCAUCACACUUGACUCUUGCAUGUGGGCUGGUGUUGAACUCAGGUCUUCAUACUUGCAAGGAUAUCAAAGUCAACUGCAAUAACUGCUCGGAAACAGAGGACAGAAAGGUUUUGAGGCAACAGAUGAAUUGUGAAAGAGAGCAGCUGAGGGGUAAUCAGGAAGCAGCAGCCGCCCCUGACACAAUGGCUCAGCCUUAUGCCUCUGCCCAGUUUGCUCCACCUCAGAAUGGCAUCCCCGCAGAAUACACGGCCCCUCAUCCCCAUCCCGCGCCAGAGUACACCGGCCAGACCACCGUCCCCGACCACACAUUAAACCUGUAUCCUCCUACACAGACGCACUCGGAGCAGAACGCUGACACAAGUGCGCAGACCGUCUCUGGCACCGCCACAACAGAUGAUGCAGCACCGACUGAUGGCCAGCCCCAGACACAACCUUCUGAAAACACGGAAAACAAGUCCCAGCCCAAGCGGCUGCAUGUGUCCAACAUCCCCUUCCGGUUCCGGGAUCCAGACCUCCGACAAAUGUUUGGUCAAUUUGGUAAAAUAUUAGAUGUUGAAAUUAUUUUUAAUGAGCGAGGCUCGAAGGGAUUUGGUUUCGUAACUUUCGAAAAUAGUGCGGAUGCGGACAGGGCGAGGGAGAAAUUGCACGGUACCGUGGUAGAGGGCCGUAAAAUCGAGGUUAAUAACGCAACAGCACGUGUAAUGACUAAUAAAAAGACUGUCAACCCCUACACCAAUGGCUGGAAAUUAAAUCCAGUUGUGGGCGCCGUCUACAGCCCCGACUUCUAUGCAGGCACGGUGCUGUUGUGCCAGGCCAACCAGGAGGGAUCUUCCAUGUACAGUGGCCCCAGUUCACUUGUAUAUACUUCCGCAAUGCCUGGCUUCCCAUAUCCAGCCGCCACUGCUGCAGCUGCAUACCGAGGGGCCCACCUGAGAGGCCGUGGCCGCACCGUGUACAACACCUUCAGGGCUGCAGCGCCCCCACCCCCAAUCCCGGCCUAUGGCGGAGUAGUGUAUCAAGAGCCAGUGUAUGGCAAUAAAUUGCUACAGGGUGGUUAUGCUGCAUACCGCUACGCCCAGCCCACCCCUGCCACUGCCGCUGCCUACAGUGACAGAAAUCAAUUCGUCUUCGUUGCAACAGAUGAAAUUUCUUGUAACACCUCUGCAGUUACGGACGAGUUUAUGCUGCAGACCCCUACCACCACACACUUGCUCCAGCCCCCACCUACGGCGUUGGUGCCAUGCCCCAAGGUUCCAGCCCCAGCACAGACUUCAGAGGAGCUAAGCUGCACACUUCCAGGCCUCUGCUGUCAGGCAGCUGAGAAUCUGCCUGCCUCUCCUCCCCUUUUACAAUUCAUGUUUAAAGUCAUAGUCGCCCAGGAGAGAAAGUAGACAGCGGGGCACACUUUGUGUGUGUGCCUAGUAUAUAAGAAAUUAAGGAAUCAGCUGGCUUUGGGGGUUGUCUUGUUUUCCUUUUUUUUUUCCUUGGGGAGGUGGGAAGUAUGGGAUUUUGUUUUUGUUUUGGGACGGGUAAGGGGGAGGGCAAAGGGGGGGCAAGGGUGGGGUGAAUUUGCCUGUACUUGUUCAAACUUCUAUGCACUAAAACUCUUGAGUCCAGUAAGACGUGCCCAUCGCGUGAGAGCAUAUGCGAUCAUUACAGCGCUUUGGCAUGCAGUCUUCUGCUUGAGUCAAGAAUAUCAGUCCUCUUCCUAAAAAUCAGCCCCACAGGCAUUCACUGGAAUCGCCAAUACUUUCAGCAAAGGAAAUGGCUAAGUGUCACCUCAUAGCCGUAGAAAGCUCUGGUCAGACAGUUCCCUGGUCAUGUAAACUCAAGCAGCAGUAGGAAAGCCUACCACUCUACAUUUACACAAGCUUAAUCAUAUCCAGCAUACCCCUGUCCCACCCUUCCACAGUCAGAAUCCAUAGGUUCCUAGCUUCAUCCAGAAGCAUCCCUCCCCCCCUUUUUUUCUUCAAUUUGGUAUGCAACAACCCCAUUUCAACACCUAGGCCACUUGAGGAAAGGGGUGGAAGGAGAACCAAAUCCCUACAUUCAGUAAAUCAUCAUCUAGAAUCAUUGUUGAAUGUAGACAGAGCUUCUCCCAGUGGAGCAUCAUAGCAGUUAAUCUGUUCAUCAAAGAAUCAAGCCAAUAAAAUGAGUAUCCACUGUUCAUUUGUAAACUGGAGUCCUUAUAGCUAGCAGGACCAGUGGAUCCAGUUCUGUUUCCUGGGGAUUUUUUUCCAUAAGGAGUUGCAGAGGCCAUGGGAAGGGGAUAGGGGUGCCCUCUAUUUUGGUUGGUUUUGAGUGUCUAUUUUUUUUAAACAUUAGUCUUUUUGAUGAGCCACAUGUUACAAAAGGAAAAAUGUAAAAAAACACACCCCUCAAAUUGCUUUGUUUCAGAAUGCUUUUGCGCCCUUGACUGAUGCCAAGACUAGGAGCCAUGCUGAUGAUGUGGGUCUCGUUCUUUCUUCAUUGCAGGCUAGUAUAUACCGAGGGGGAUACAACCGUUUUGCUCCAUAUUAAAUGGCAAAAUCAUUAACAAACAAACAAAAACAAACAAACAAAAACAACCUUCCAAUGUGGGGAGAGAGAAAGCUUUCCGAGGCCUGAGUGUUGCAACACAUGUAGUAGGACAUCAUUUUAGCAACUCAAAGAAAACAACAAAAUAAAAAGAGGAAAAAAAUACAUUUUUUAUCUUAUACCUCAGAUAUUUUGUUCUGUGUAUUUUAAUAUUGUGGGUCUUUGGUUUCUGAAGGUUCUCGUAGUUCAGUUGCUGGCUGUAGGAGUUUUUGUGGUUGAUCUAGAGAGAGGCUAGAUAUGAAUUAAAAACUGCUUUAGGGCCAUAUCCAGAGUACUAUAUUAUGUAAAUGAAUUAUAUGCCGAACAUGAGGCUACUGGGGUUAAGGUGUUUGGGAGGAGUCUAGGUGACAAGUCAUUCUUUCUGCAUCUAUAUUAUUUUAUUCUGUGAAGGGGAGGCCGGGAGGGGCUUAGGGGUUUGGGACUAGGGUUUGGCUGAAAGAAAAAUAUAUAUAUAUAUAUAUAGUAACUGAUGAAUCUAAAUGACCCACUGCACCAACGAUCAUAAAUCUACGGUUCUAAGUUACUCCCGGCAAAGUCAAGCCAAAGGCUCUGUUAAGAAACUGCUUCUUCUGGCACUGAGAUUGGAGGUGAAGGAAGCUGUGUAAGUCCACCCUCUUAUCAUUCCACCCACACUACUCAGCUUCUUACCUACCCACUAGUUAUUUAAGCAAAGACUACUAGUUAGGCCAUCAAUAAGCAUUCUUUUUAUAUUUCUUCCAGUAUGAGAAAUUAUUGAUAUCACUGCUGACUUUUAUAUUAUGGGAGGGAAAAUUAACAUUAAUAAAAAGGUGAUUAAAAAAGCACUGUUUCUAUUUUUUUCUUUUUUUCCAAAAAAAAGAAAGUAAUAAAAACUUAAAUUCUUUGUACCAGUUAAAAUAUGUAUAAAAUUUACAUCUGUGCAGUGGAGUUAUGUUCUAGAAACAGUCUCUGAGGCUUUAGUUUUAGCUUAGUAGAUUAACUGUUAGAGACAGACGUAUAAUUUUUAUGGAAUUACAUGAUAAUCAUAUCUGGAUUUAUAGUCGCAUUUUACAAGUAUCGCAAUCAUUGAAUAGAGAUAAUCACGGUAUUUUCAUCAGCUUGAUACUUUUUGAAAACAUGACUGCGCUGUGAGCAACUUGCAAUUUUUCAUUCUGUGAGAGCCUGCCCUCCCCUCUCCCCAGUGCCCCAGGGUUAUCUGAAACUGGUAUCUUUACUUCUGUCUCCGAGGCCCAAGAGGAUUGUCAGAAGGAAAGGAAAACAAGACUAAAAAACGACACUAGAACUCCCCCACCGCCAGAGAACAGUGUUUGUCCCAUUCUUUCUUGGAUGCAGGGCCAGAGCGACACAGCCGAAAAAUUGCAGCUUGUGAUUUUCUUCUGUUUGAAUCCCCCCCCCAUGUUGUCCUGUUUACAAGUUAACCUAAGUUGGGGUAUCUGUCAUGGGUCUUCCUGUUUUUGUAUUUAAAUUAUAAAAUAUCAGCAAGCUGUCCCCCUGAGUAGCGUUACCGCCUGUGUGUGCAGUGCAGGCCCCAUGGCACGCACUUUAGUAAGUUAUCAACUCACGCUGUGAACCUGCCAAUCCGCUGUAACAACCGCUUUAAAAUCAAAACCAAACAAAACUUUAAAAAGAAAAAAAAAGUGUUUGUGAUCCAGCUUUUCCUAGUCAUCCUACGUGCAUGCCCGUAAGAUCGGUUGGAUAUUAAACCAUCAAUAAAGUUUCAUGAGAUUUGAAAACAAAGUUUCUGUAGCUUCGAUAUCUAAGACAGAUGGUCAUGGUUUGGGAAAGAAAGAAAAGGAAAGGGCGAGGAGGGGAAGGGAGAGAACCUGCUGAAUUGAUGAGAAGAGAAAAACCUAGAAAUUGGUCUUUUUUCUCCUUUCUGAGUGGGGAGAGUCUGCGUGGCAGCAUCACUCAAAAAUUCUCUCUCCCCACCUGCUACAGUGGGAUGGCCAUGUGCGCAACUGGUUGAUGUUGUCCAAGGCAACCAUUCAUUAUGAUGCUGUAGCGUUUGACCCCAGAUGGGAUAGCUAGUGGUAGAAAGGGGGCUGCAGAAGGAUCAACAGAUUCCUCCCAGUCGCCCCAGCUUUCCAAGCCCAGAACCUGCGUUGUGUAUGAAAUCACAAACAUGGAAUUCUUACUGUGCUGGCUAAAGUAAAACUCAUUUGCAGUUUUGAUUUUCAUCAAUGAAAUGUACUUUCCCCCAUGACUGUAUGUAGUUUUAAUAAAAUCAUUUAGAGCAAGUGGGUGCCAACCGAUGUCGCAGAAUCUUUUGUCUAGGCACUCUGCUGAGCUGCCGAUAAGUCGUUUUAAAAUGUCAUGUCAGAGGUGUAAACAAACCUUUUGGAUUUUUUAAAAAACAACAGUAUUUAUUUGGAAUGUUUUCAUUUAUCUAAAUAACUAUUGCUAUUAUGAAUUAUGAAAAAAGAUUAAUGUGGCAUAUAGUGACUUCUUAACACUCAUCACUCAAUCUGCAAACCCAGAAAUGUGUAUAUCUGUCUUUAGAAAUUAGUGUUUAUAUCACUUACAGUGGUUUGUGAAUAAAGAAAACUGGUUUGUAAUAUCAAAAAAUAAAAGCUUAGUCUGAAAAGGUA
Messenger RNA from Mesocricetus auratus (golden hamster), 5653 nucleotides. It is a transcript of the gene Rbfox1, whose product is annotated as RNA binding fox-1 homolog 1. The coding region runs from base 74 to 1900 and encodes 608 amino acids. Gene Ontology annotation, cellular component: nucleus; cytoplasm. NCBI's taxonomy places the organism in Eukaryota, Metazoa, Chordata, Mammalia, Rodentia, Cricetidae. The record is from RefSeq and is a predicted model, not a curated record. The transcript has 20 exons. Gene Ontology annotation, biological process: nervous system development; regulation of alternative mRNA splicing, via spliceosome. Gene Ontology annotation, molecular function: mRNA binding.